AUGAAAGUCACCCUCAAAGAAUGGAAUGCCGUCGCCACUUGGCACUGGGACAUCCCCGAAGAUGAGGUCUGCGGUAUCUGUCGGGUCCAGUUCGACGGCACCUGUCCCACCUGCAAAUUCCCCGGCGACGAUUGUUCCCUGCUCCUCGGCAAAUGCGGCCAUUCGUUUCAUAUGGUGAGACUUGCUCCUCUCUCCCCGCUGUGGGACUGUGCUGAUGAGAUCGACUUCUUCCGAAUAGCAUUGCCUUUUAACCUGGAUCCAACAAGAAUCCUCCAAGGGGUUAUGUCCAAUGUGCCGACAAAAAUUCGAAUGGAAGCAAACUGA
Penicillium waksmanii is the source of this 324-nucleotide messenger RNA. RefSeq names its product anaphase promoting complex subunit 11. Gene Ontology annotation, biological process: positive regulation of mitotic metaphase/anaphase transition; anaphase-promoting complex-dependent catabolic process; protein ubiquitination. The transcript is spliced from 3 exons. NCBI's taxonomy places the organism in Eukaryota, Fungi, Ascomycota, Eurotiomycetes, Eurotiales, Aspergillaceae. The record is from RefSeq and is a predicted model, not a curated record. Gene Ontology annotation, molecular function: zinc ion binding; cullin family protein binding; ubiquitin protein ligase activity. Bases 1 to 324 code for a protein of 107 amino acids. Gene Ontology annotation, cellular component: anaphase-promoting complex; nucleus.